Molecule: messenger RNA, 873 nt
Organism: Eimeria necatrix
Lineage: Eukaryota; Apicomplexa; Conoidasida; Eucoccidiorida; Eimeriidae
Product: inner membrane complex associated protein 4, putative
Exons: 4
Coding region: 1-873 (290 amino acids)
Source: RefSeq, a predicted model, not a curated record
AUGCAGGGUCAAACAGGCCCUGGAAGGCCGGAUGUACCGAGACGCUGGAAUGGUCCGCCUAUAGACCUUUUCCCAAGUAGACCGUACAACAACAACAGGCUCGGAUGCACUCGAGGUAGUUGUAUGCCAACUCCUGUGGCUUCCCUUGGGAAUCAGUAUGGGAGUGCAGUAACUCCGCCGCAGGAGGCCUUUGGAACUCACUCGGUCCACCAAACGGAGCUCUCUGCAUCAGCGUCGCCUUCUUGGGAGCGCAUGGGACCGCCAAUGAGUUCGGCGCCUGACCGUUUGUUGGGACCUCCCAUAGUUGGUAGGCCCAACGCGGCAGGCGAGUCGCGAAGUACUAGGGAGUGGCUCGAAGUCACUGCCUACCAACCUGUUGACGUCGUCACCAGGACUGUGGAAGUGCCUGUUACUCGAACAGUUGAUGUGUAUGUCCCAAAGCCAGUCGUUCGAGAAAAAGUAGUCGAAGUACCCAAACUGGUUCCCAAAUACAUUGAAAAAAUCGUGGAAGUCCCUCAAAUUGAAUGGGUAGAGAGAGUCGUUGAAGUUCCCGAGGUAAUGUACAAUACCAAAAUAGUCCCUAAAGUUGAAAUUCGAGAGAACAUAGUGGAGAAGCCGGUAUUUUGCCAGAAAUGGGUUGAAAAGAUCGUGGAGGUGUCAGUUGUGGAAGAAGUCAUUCGCUACCGGACCAUCCAUGAACCCGAAGAAAUUAUCAAGUACAUCCCUAAUGGGCACGAAGAAGAAGAGUGGAGAGGCUCUCCGAUUCUAACUAUCCCACCUCACCAGACACCUGAACUGCCACCUAAAUGGGGAGGAACUCCCCAACCUUCUCCCCGGCAUCCCUUGGUCAAAGCUGCAUUGCAGCGAUCAUAG